Messenger RNA from Menidia menidia (Atlantic silverside), 1055 nucleotides. Lineage: Eukaryota; Metazoa; Chordata; Actinopteri; Atheriniformes; Atherinopsidae. The record is from the annotation of a GenBank genome assembly.
UGCUUUUUCGGUCCUUUUCGUAGCACGAGGACACCCUCAUGCCUCUAUGGCCGCUGGCUGCUUCAGUUUUUAACGUAUGAUUUGAGUUAAAUUACUUCCUUCGACAUGGACACUGAUAAAAAUCCCACCCAAGACACUGGCGCAGCCGUGGACAGUAAAAACGACUCCGAAUCAUUCACAAAGGUGAAGUCGAAAAGGAGUCAGAAGCGGAAACGUGAGCAGGACGGAGUAGACAUGGACACAGAGGGGCCCGUGGCACACAAGCGGCCUCAGUUUCCACCAAUUUCUGGGGAUAAAUUACAGGGCCCGGAUGAGAUGCGCAAAAUAGCCGUCCCAGCGCACAGGUACACCCCUCUGAAGGAAAACUGGCUGAAGAUUUUCACUCCCAUCGUGGAGAAUUUACACCUUCAAGUCCGAUUCAACCUGAAGACCAGAAAUGUUGAAAUCAAAACGUGCAAGGAAACCCAGGACAUCGGCUCCCUCACAAAAGCUGCAGAUUUUGUUAAAGCCUUCGUUCUUGGAUUCCAGGUUGAGGAUGCCUUGGCUCUCAUCAGAUUAGAUGAACUUUUCCUGGAAAGCUUUGAUGUCACAGACGUGAAACCUCUGAAGGGCGACCACCUAUCCAGGGCCAUCGGGAGGAUAGCAGGAAAGGGAGGAAAAACUAAAUUCACCAUCGAAAACGUGACAAAGACUCGCAUUGUGCUGGCAGACACAAAAGUGCACAUCUUAGGCUCUUUCCAGAAUAUUAAGACAGCCCGAACGGCGAUAUGCAACUUAAUUUUAGGAAGUCCACCUUCAAAGGUCUACGGCAACAUCAGAGUGGUGGCCAGUCGCACUGCGGAGAGGUUCUGAGGUCCUGUACGCCUUGGUUGUUGAACACGCUUUGGACCUGCAGCUAGUCUCAAUCUGAUCCAGACAACUAAAGACUGAUGGUGUCGUAGCGUUUAUGUAAAUAAAUUUACGUUAAAAACAGUUAAUUUUUUGCAUUAUUCACAGUGUUGGUUUAAACACUUUUAUCCUUAAACAGUGAGCUGGAACACAAAGAAACGACUGCA